CUUCCGUUGUCGUUGUGGCUGCUCCAGCUCCACCUCUGGGCGGUGCUUACGUGCUCUGGGCGUGUCGUGCGCGAUGCGGUUGAGGGCGAAUUACGUCAGUUACAGUCAACGAGGAGAACAGAUGACGGUGACCCGCUGAAGCUGUGAUGAUGCUGUCACGUCUCUUCAGGCUCCAUGGCCUGUUCGUCGCCUCUCAUCCGUGGGAGGUGAUCUUGGGAACGGUUGCUGUGACCAUGUGUCUGAUGUCCAUGAAUGCUUUCGCUACCAGUGACCAGAUCUGUGGAUGGAACCAUCAGUGUCCCAAACUACAGGAGAAAAUUCUAAGCAGCGACAUGAACAUUUUAACCAUUACGAGAUGUGGAGCCAUCAUUUACAUCUACUUCCAGUUCAGAAACCUCCGUCAGCUCGGCUCCAAAUACAUACUGGGUAUCGCUGGUCUGUUCACCAUCUUCUCCAGCUUUGUGUUCAGCACUGUGGUCGUUCAGUUUCUGGGCAAAGAGCUCACAGGACUGAAUGAGGCGCUGCCAUUCUUCCUGUUGCUGAUUGAUCUGUCUAAAGCCUGCACACUGGCCAAGUUUGCUCUCAGCUCAAACUCACAGGAGGAGGUCAGAGAGAAUAUCGCUAAAGGCAUGGCCAUCCUGGGACCCACAUUCACCCUGGACGCGGUGGUGGAGUGUCUGGUCAUCGGUGUGGGAACAAUGUCUGGUGUGCGUCAGCUGGAGAUCAUGUGCUGUUUCGGCUGCAUGUCGGUUCUGGCCAAUUACUUUGUGUUCAUGACCUUCUUCCCCGCCUGUGUGUCGCUGGUGUUAGAGCUAUCCCGUGAGAGUCGUGAGGGUCGGCCCAUCUGGCAGCUCAGCCAUUUCGCUCGUGUUCUGGAGGAAGAAGAGGGAAACAAACCAAACCCUGUCACUCAGAAAGUCAAAAUGAUCAUGUCUUUAGGUCUGGCGCUGGUUCACGCUCGCAGUCGACUCGUGAAUGAAUCUCCGACGCACAACAUGAGCAGUUCAGACGUGGUUCUGCCUGCAACGAACAUGGAGUCCGACAGAACCAUGUCCAGUGUGGAUCUGGAGCAGGUCAUCACGCUCUCUCUCGCUCUGUUAUUGGCGGCCAAGUACGUGUUUUUUGAGCAGGCCGAAACAGAAUCCUCCCUGUCGAUUAAAUCCCAUGUGGCCACGCCCAACUGCUCCCUGACCAAUAGGAGAGGAGGAGAGGAGCGCUGUCAGAGGGUUUCGGCCCUGCCCAAAGCCCUGAUGGGGGUCCCUACGAAUAAAAGUAAACGAGAGCCGCCUGAUCUGUCAGAUGGAAACCGUGAGGAGGAAAUAACCGAUGAGCUCCAGUCUCACCAGCGCCGCCCUGUGGACGAAUGUCUGAUGAUUCUUAAAGACCCCAAAGGAGCUUGUUGCCUGACUAACGCUGAGGUGAUGGCAUUAGUGGAGUGCAGGGGCAUUCUGGGAUACCGUCUGGAAGCAGUGAUGGAGAGUCCAGAAAGAGGUGUGGCCAUACGCAGAGAAAUGCUGUCCGCCAAACUCCCGGAUAGGUCUGCGCUGGAGAACCUGCCCUACAGACACUACGACUACUCGAAGGUGAUUGGCACUAACUGUGAGAAUGUGAUUGGCUAUGUACCUGUGCCAGUGGGCGUGGCCGGACCACUCCUAUUGGACGGGAAAGAAUUCCACGUCCCCAUGGCAACGACGGAAGGCUGUUUAGUGGCCAGCACUAACCGAGGAUGCAGAGCCGUCACAUUGUCGGGUGGCGUGAGCAGUCGUGUUCUGGCGGAUGGAAUGACUCGAGGGCCGGUGGUUCAGAUGCCGUCGGCAUGUCGGGCGGCGGAGGUCAAGGGCUGGCUGGAGAGUCCAGAAGGGUUCAGUGCCAUCAAACAAUCCUUCGAUCACACCAGCAGGUUUGCUCGUCUGGACCGGCUGCAGGUCAGUUUGGCCGGGAGAAACCUGUACAUCCGCUUGCAGUCUCAGACCGGAGACGCCAUGGGCAUGAACAUGCUGUCAAAGGGAACAGAACAGGCUCUGAGCAGACUUCAGGAGCGUUAUCCUGACAUGCGCAUGCUAGCCGUCAGCGGGAACUACUGCACCGAUAAAAAACCAGCCGCUGUCAACUGGAUCCACGGCAGAGGAAAGUCCACCGUGUGUGAAGCAGUCGUACCAGCACGAGUCAUCAAAGAGGUGUUGAAGAGCAGCACAGCGGCUCUGGUGGAGCUGAACAUCAGUAAGAAUCUGGUGGGUUCAGCGAUGGCCGGGAGCAUCGGGGGGUUCAACGCUCAUGCGGCAAACAUCGUAGCGGCCAUUUACAUCGCCUGCGGACAGGAUCCGGCACAGACGGUGGGCAGCAGUAACUGCAUCACCCUGAUGGAGUGUGUUGGGAUGGAUGGAGAGGAUCUGUAUGUGUCCUGCACCAUGCCCUCAUUAGAGCUGGGAACUGUGGGAGGAGGAACCGGGCUGCCUGCACAACACGCAUGUUUGCAGAUGUUGGGAGUUCACGGCUCCAGUGAUCUGUGUCCCGGUGAGAACUCGCGGACGCUGGCGCGGAUCGUCUGUGCCACGGUUCUGGCCGGAGAGCUCUCUCUGAUGGCCGCUCUCGCCGCCGGACACCUCGUCAAGAGUCACAUGACUCACAACAGGUCGAAAGCCAAUCUUCGAGAGACUGAACCGCAGCCGAAUGAAGCAUCCUGAAGAACAGAGAACUCUGGGAAACGGAGUCUGUGUGGUUUCUCGUGAUUAUUCUCAGGGCGUCUGAAGACACGGCCUGCAGGAGUGACAGGUGUCUGGAGGAGUUCUCUUCUGUGAAGCAGCUGGGGAACACUAAUGCUUGACGUUUGAGUUGUGCCUCAUUUUUGUAAGGCGGCUACAAGAGUAAAUGAGCGACAUGCUGCUGCGUUUGUGACUCGAUUGCUGCUCGUUUCACUCAAUCUGUGUCUGUUUAGUCUUGCACUAAAAGCCAAAACAAGUCAAAGUUUAUAUUGCUUGAUAGUGAAAACUGCAGAAAAUGGGACGUGAAAACAGGCUUUUUUGCACACAGGUGGACAAUUUCUAGACUAGAAAUCAUGAUCUGAGAUCAGAGUUUGAUGGGGAAUUUUGCAGGUUGGAUCUUCAGUUUUUGAAGGAAUGUAUUUAAUUCACUUUUAAUCACGCCAAACUCACUGUGACAAACCUUAUACUGACGGUGCUACUGUACUUUAAUAAUAGUAAUUUGAGUUUAUGAAUCUGAGUGUGAAUGUGGCUGUUACGUAACUAAAGAAAAGGGUCUGAUGGUGUUGCGUUUCUGUUGCCUCUGUAUGAAUUUAUGACUUCUUGUCAACAAAUCCUUUCAAUUUCUGACCAUAGAAAGUGCCGAUGAAGCCAUAUCUGUCUUUUAAACUUGCUUUGUCUUGCUUAUUUAUCUUGUCACUUUCACUUUAUUUCUUGCUAAACCACUGAUCAGAUGAGCAUAUUUUUAAAUUACAGUAUUUUUGUUAACGGUUUUAAAAGAAUUAAACUGUACAAAUAAACAUGAACAGAGCAU
Messenger RNA from Onychostoma macrolepis, 3513 nucleotides. It is a transcript of the gene hmgcrb, whose product is annotated as 3-hydroxy-3-methylglutaryl-CoA reductase b. The transcript has 19 exons. Gene Ontology annotation, molecular function: protein binding; NADP binding; hydroxymethylglutaryl-CoA reductase (NADPH) activity. The coding region runs from base 147 to 2684 and encodes 845 amino acids. Gene Ontology annotation, cellular component: peroxisomal membrane; endoplasmic reticulum membrane. The record is from RefSeq and is a predicted model, not a curated record. NCBI's taxonomy places the organism in Eukaryota, Metazoa, Chordata, Actinopteri, Cypriniformes, Cyprinidae. Gene Ontology annotation, biological process: coenzyme A metabolic process; sterol biosynthetic process; isoprenoid biosynthetic process.